AUGUCAACUGCCACUGUUCGUAAAAGCACAAGAAUAGCUAAAAAAAUUACAAUUAGCUAUAAAGAGAAAAAGAUUUCUAAGCCAAAGAGGAAGCAGCAAGUAUCCAAGAGUGUGACUCGAGCAGCAGCUACCAACAAAAAGCAGAAAAUAGAUAAAUCAACUACUGUUUCUACAAAUACAACUACUACUGUAAUCAGUACCACUGUUCAAGAUGAACUCAAGACUUUUGAACAUACGCAAUAUGAUUUAUUGAGAAAGUUUGAAGUGUCAAAGGCAGUAGAGCAUAUAAAACUACAUGAUCCUAAACUAGGUGCUUAUCUCACAAAGGAAACUAUUGCCGAAUUUAAGGUUCGGCUAGAGAAUGCAGAUGGAUCCAAUCCUUUUCGAUCAUUGACACGAUCCAUUGUAUACCAACAAAUCCAUGGUAAAGCCGCUGCCUCAAUCUAUAACAAAUUCCUGAAACUGUUUGAUGAUACUUUUCCCACGCCUAGCCAAGUACUUGCAAAGACAGUAGAAGAAUUGAGAUCGGCUGGAUUAUCUGCCCGAAAGGUGGAUUCGAUUAGAGACCUCGCAGAAAAGUUUAAUAAAAAUCUAAUUACUCCUGAACACUUUGACAAAAUGUCAGAUCAGGAAAUAUCUGCGCAGUUGUGCACUGUGAAGGGUAUUGGCCAGUGGACUGCAGAUAUGUUUUUAAUGUUUAACUUGCAUCAUCCGGAUGUCCUUCCGGUCGGCGACCUGGCUAUUAGAAAAGGAAUUGCCAAACAUUUUGGGCUGACUAUACCAUCAGAUGCUAAGAAGAACAAAAUGUUUCCUACUUUGGAACAAAUGGAAGAGUUGACACAUAUCUGGAAACCAUAUCGUUCGUUAUGCUCUUGGUUAUUGUGGAAAAUAUCUGAUAUCUCGACUGUAUAA
Messenger RNA from Rhizopus microsporus ATCC 52813, 912 nucleotides. Its product is annotated as DNA glycosylase. Bases 1 to 912 code for a protein of 303 amino acids. Gene Ontology annotation, biological process: base-excision repair; DNA alkylation repair; base-excision repair, AP site formation. Gene Ontology annotation, cellular component: protein-DNA complex; nucleus. The transcript has 5 exons. NCBI's taxonomy places the organism in Eukaryota, Fungi, Mucoromycota, Mucoromycetes, Mucorales, Rhizopodaceae. The record is from RefSeq and is a predicted model, not a curated record. Gene Ontology annotation, molecular function: DNA-3-methyladenine glycosylase activity; alkylated DNA binding; DNA-7-methylguanine glycosylase activity.